This is a messenger RNA of Oncorhynchus kisutch (coho salmon), 7147 nucleotides long. Its product is annotated as putative RNA-binding protein 15B. The record is from RefSeq and is a predicted model, not a curated record. Bases 315 to 2867 code for a protein of 850 amino acids. The transcript has a single exon. Gene Ontology annotation, molecular function: RNA binding. NCBI's taxonomy places the organism in Eukaryota, Metazoa, Chordata, Actinopteri, Salmoniformes, Salmonidae.
CCUAACCCUGCGGCUACGUCGCCUCAAACCCCUCCCAUUGGCGGAACGUAUACAUUCCUUUUGUCCAAGAUGGCGGAGUUGAAACAGGUUCACUGAUUCUAAAUAUGUUUUUAAACGCGUUUAUCCUUUUUUAAAAUUUUAUAUCGGAAUACAUGCAAAGUCUUUAACGUCGCGAACAUUAGUUACAAGUUAUUAACGUCCGUUUAUGUGUAACGUCUCCCAAAAGUGAGGAAUUUGCUUACAGAUCGAUUUUUUUUUUCUGCAGACACUGGCUGGCUAGUUAGCAACAAAAAAAGUUUGGCCAUCGUUUGAAAAUGAAGCGACAGGCCGGGAGGGACUCGAGUCCUAAUAGGACUUUAGCGAAACGAAUACGGGAAAGAGAGCGGGACCGGGACGGGGCACGGAGAGAGGACCUGCCGCUCCCACCACUUGCUUUGCUGCUCGCUGAAAGCGGGAGGCAACAUGCUCGGAGUAGGAGCAGGGAACGAGAAAAGACACGGCUUCGGGAGGAGCGUGGAGGCACCGGAGACCCCCUCCACCACCGACAACAACACCACGACCUCGAUCUCAUCGGCCGACCCUCUCUCCGGACUACAGCCGUCCUGCCUAAAGGCAAAGCGGCAGCCGAACUACUGGGCCUCCGGGGGGGAGCCGGUGGGACUCUGGAAUACAAAUCGUUGCUCAUUAGCAAUCUCGGCUCGGUGCUUCCUGACGAGCACGUUGAAGACGGACUGUUUCACGAGUUUAAAAAGUUUGGGGACGUUAGUGUGAAACUAUCUCACACUCCAGAACUAGGCCGAGUCGCCUACAUCAAUUUCCGGCACCCGGAGGACGCUAAAGAGGCCAGGCAUGCCAAAACCAGGCUAGUACUCUAUGACCGCCCUCUCAAAGUAGAGCCCAUGUACGUCCGGCGGCGCAGCUGCACGCCGCCGGAUAUGGGCUAUAUCCCUAUCCAUGGCGCCCCAUAUCCCUCUUAUAGACAGAGGUCCCUCUCCCCCUGCCCUGGAGUUAGUAGUAUCAGAGAUCUCCGACCACCAAGACAUUACCAUGUAGAGGGACUGAGCAGAGAGAGGGAGAGGAUCUUAGAUUACUAUGGGAUGUUAGAGGAGAGGGGAAGGCCUUACGGGCUGCCUGUACCUGAGCAUGAUGACAUAAAACCUGAGGACGACGCGAGGGCGUGCAGGAACCUGUUCAUCGGCAACCUGGAUCACAACGUCACAGAGGGCGAGCUGAGGAGAGGCUUCGAUAAGUACGGCAUCAUUGAAGAAGUUGUGAUUAAACGACCGGCGCGCGGUCAGGGUGGAGCCUACGCUUUCCUCAAGUUCCAGAACUUAGACAUGGCUCACCGGGCUAAGAUAACCAUGCAGGGUCGCGUCAUUGGCGGGAACCCAGUGAAGAUAGGCUACGGUAAGGCCAACCCAACCACCAGACUCUGGGUAGGCGGGCUGGGACCCAGCAAUUCCCUGGCAGCCCUGGCCAGAGAGUUUGACCGUUUUGGCAGCAUCCGGAACAUACACUAUGCGAAAGGGGAUAGUUUUGCCUACAUUCAGUAUGAGAGCCUAGAUGCCUCUCAGGCUGCAUGCACUCAGAUGAGAGGGUUCCCUCUAGGAGGCCCAGAGAGGAGGCUGAGGGUGGACUUUGCCAAGGCUGAGGAGCCCCUGCCUCGUAGUUACCCAACAGGAUACCAGCCCCCUGUGUCCCAGCCUGCCCACCUGGACCUGCUAAGGCAUCGCGACCGUAGCCUGGACAGAGAGCUACGCUCCCGGGACCGCUCGCCCCCCUCCCACGCCCUGUUCACCCAGCGGGAGAGAGAGAGAGCUAUGCUGGACAGGGGGGACAGAGAGUUCAUCUCUCCAACAAAUAGCCUCGAGCGCAGGGGGAGUGAAGCGUUUGGGGUGUCUCGUGGUGGCCGAGGGGACCGGGCAGCCCGGAGCCGAAGCAGAGAGCGCUGGCUGAAGGAGAGAGACGCAGAGCGGGCUGGGGCGGAGAGACGCAGACACAGGUCCCUUUCCCUUGAUGGACCCUCUCAGGAGAAGGAGAGAGGCAUGUCCAAGGUGAGAGGUGGAGCAGGGCCAGCUUCUCCAGAAGACAGCCCAGACAGAGCCAGGGUCCGGGCCCCGGACUCUACCACCGAGCCCAGGGGACAGAGCCCCGACAGCAGCCGCCACUCCAACGAGGACCGGGCCGGCCAGGACGGCCACGAGACAUCCUCCAGCCGGGACCGACACAAGAAGACUGGCGGGGACAGAGAGAAGGACCGUGACCGCAACCACCGUGCCAGCGACACAAACCACACCUCAGACACACUUAAGAAAGACCCCAGAACACCCAGUACGCUGUCAGAGUGUGCCACCACCCUCACCAAAGCCUGGCACGGUCACUUCACCCUAAAGAACUCCUGUUUCCCCACUAACAUGCACCUGUUAGAGGGAGGCUCCGGGUUCUUCCACUCUGUCAUGAAGGACCACCAGGCCAAGGGGAAACUGACCCAGCUGAAGAUCGCCCAGCGACUGAGGAUGGACAAGACCAGGUUGAACGAGGUCACCAGGAGGAUCAAGCAUGGUGGCUCCGAGGGCUACGCUGUUCUCCUGGCCCUCCAGGGCCCCAUCGACCGCGAGUCCCCUCCACCUGAACCAGGCCUACAGAUCAGACUCCUCCGUCACCUGGUCACCUACCUGAGGAACAAAGAGGCUGCAGGAGUGAUCAGUCUACCUGUAGGUGGGGCUAAGGAGGGAGGAAAGGGGGGCAUGCUGUACGCCUUCCCCCCAUGUGACUUCUCCCAGCAGUUCCUCCAGAGUGCACACAGGACUUUGGGGAAUCUGGAUGAAGAGCACCUGGUGGUUGUUAUUGUCAAUGACUCUGCCUAACUUAGACAGAAGACACCUCUUUGUGGUGUUGGCUGUCAAUGUUGUUAACACCCACGUUAACAGACAGCUGUCAGUAGGGCUGGGAAUUUCCAGGGACCUCAUCAUACUUAGGUGCCGAUACGAUUUGUAUUGUGAUUCUCACGAUUCUAUUUGUAUUGUGAUUCUCACGAUUCUAUUUGUAUUGUGAUUCUCACGAUUCUAUUUGUAUUGUGAUUCUCACGAUUCUAUUUGUUUUGUGAUUCUCACGAUUCUAUUUGUUUUGUGAUUCUCACGAUUCUAUUUGUUUUGUGAUUCUCACGAUUCUAUUUGUAUUGUGAUUCUCACAAUUCUAUUUGUAUUGUGAUUCUCACGAUUCUAUUUGUAUUGUGAUUCUCACGAUUCUAUUUGUACUGUGAUUCUCACGAUUCUAUUUGUUUUGUGAUUCUCACGAUUCUAUUUGUAUUGUGAUUCUCACGAUUCCAUUUGUAUUGUGAUUCUCACGAUUCUAUUUGUAUUGUGAUUCUCACGAUUCUAUUUGUAUUGUGAUUCUCACGAUUCCAUUUGUAUUGUGAUUCUCACGAUUCUAUUUGUAUUGUGAUUCUCACGAUUCCAUUUGUAUUGUGAUUCGAUACUGUGAUUUCAUUGCGAUUCGAUGUUCUAAACACCACAUGUCUGCUGCAGAGGGACAAGAGAGCGAGCCAGGAGAAAAUGAGUUUUGAUCAGUCUAUAAGUUAAAAGUGCUGAAAACAAAUUGACUCCCAAUUUUAAAAAGAAGAUGGACAACAACACUAUGAAGGAAAAAUACUGGACUUUUUUGUGCUGGUACAGCCAGCCAACUAGCGCAUUAAAUCAUAUUGGGAUAUUGUCAAACUGAUAUUGUCUCAACAUGUCGUCAAAUAAUAUCCCAAUAUGUAAAUUGUUUUAAACUAAGACACAACUGGUGUUUGAGAUUGUCAGUGUCUCUAUGGUGGUGUUAGAACCUGUCAGUGUCUCUAUGGUGGUGUUAGAACCUGUCAGUGUCUCUAUGGUGGUGUUAGAACCUGUCAGUGUCUCUGGUGGUGUUAGAACCUGUCAGUGUCUCUAUGGUGGUGUUGGAGACUGUCAGUGUCUCUAUGGUGGUGUUGGCGACUGUCAGUGUCUCUAUGGUGGUGUUGGAGACUGUCAGUGUCUCUAUGGUGGUGUUGGAGACUGUCAGUGUCUCUAUGGUGGUGUUGGAGAUGGCAGUGUCUCUAUGGUGGUGUUGGAGACUGUCAGUGUCUCUAUGGUGGUGUUGGAGACUGUCAGUGCCUCUAUGGUGGUGUUAGAACCUGUCAGUGUCUCUAUGGUGGUGUUAGAACCUGUCAGUGUCUCUGGUGGUGUUGGAGACUGUCAGUGUCUCUAUGGUGGUGUCAUGUCCUCUCUCCCCCCCCCACCACCACCACCACAUGGUGUGCCUGCCCCCUUCCAGACUGUCUGUGUCUGUAUAGGGGCCCACACAGUGAACACACUGAAGCCACCUUAGAGGACAUGAUAGUUUAGCCGUCUGUCGGUGUCGCUACCCCCCCCCCCCCCCCCCCCCCCCCCCCCGUGUACAAACAGAGACAGAGCUGUGUCUCUCCAAGCAUGGGAACUUCUGACUCUUGAGACAGACUUUAGGAGGUCUGGCCGACUCGUAGGACAGACAUGAUUUUGUACGUAGUCUGGUGCAUUAGUGAAACACUACUAGUGAGUAUGGGAUUGUUGUUCAUACAUACUGUUGUAUAUUUUUUUUAAUGGAAUUGACCAAGCAGUAUAUCUACAGGCUACUUCCACAGCGGUAGUAUAAUUCAUAGGAUGGUUUGCAUGUUGGACUUAUUUUUCUUUGUUUUUAUUGAACCAUUCCUGAAGUUCCAUGUUCGUUUUGUUUUUUGUUUUUGAGAAUGGUGUGCUCUAAUUGGCUGUUGCAUGCAGAAUGUUGUUUUUCUACAGAUUCUAUCCUGAAGUUCCAUGUUCUUUUUGAGAAUGGUGUGCUCUAAUUGGCUGUUGCAUGCAGAAUGUUGUUUUUCUACACAUUCUAUCCUGAAGUUCCAUGUUCUUUUUGAGAAUGGUGUGCUCUAAUUGGCUGUUGCAUACAGAAUGUGGUUUUUCUACAGAUUCUACCCUGCAGCAGUUCAACUUCAACUGUCGUUUACUUGUCAUUGAUUUGAAACUGUUGUUUUUAAAUACUGGUUCAGCUCACAGAUAUUAUUUCUGUAAUAGUUCUGUCUUUGAUCCUAGUGUGAUAUUGUGACGUUCGUGACUGGUAUGGUUUAGCCUUUUUUUUUUUUUGGUUUUAAUACACUAUCCACCUUACAAUGUACUGAAUCAGCCUAUAGCCUAUUUGCAUAUGAUUUUAACUCUAGGGUGAUUUGCUGUAAGGCAGAAUGGAUUGUAUCUACCUCUACAAUUAUUUCAGUAAAAUGUUUGUUUUUUUUGUAAAACAUUUUGUUAUCGGAAACAUUACAAUGCAAAUGAAACCCACCCCCUUGAUCUUUGUUGUAGUCAGGUUAUUAUUUUUUAAAUGUAUUAUGUCUCCCAGGAGUUUAUUUGAGCAGAAAGUGUCGCAAAAUUAAAAAUACAUUUUUUUAAUUUUACCAGUUGAGGUGUUUUUUAAUGUUUUGACUCACUGUUAUUUAUAUUACUGUGACCUUCAGAGAAAACACCAUUGCAAAGCCUGUCUGUUUCAAUGAUAAUUAUGGUCAUUUUAAUGUCGAUUUGUAGAAAGAGAACCAUCACCUAAAAUAAUGGAACAGGAAGUCGAAUGGUUUUAAGGAAAAUUGUAUUUUCGUUCCAUAUGGCACCCUAUGCCCUAUAUAGUGCACUACUUUAGACCAGACCCCUGUGACACCCUAUUCCCUACAUAGUGCACUACUUUAGACCAGAGCCCUAUAGAACCCUAUUCCCUAUAUAGUGCGCUACUUGUUUUGAGUAGAGCCCUGGUCAGAAGUAGUGUACUGUGUAGAUAGGGUGCUAUUUUUAGGAUGCAUACUUUGUCACUACAUGACUUGAGACUGGUGUUAGACUCUACUGCCGUGCGAAGUUUAAACUGGUGUUAAGACUCUACUGCCGUGCGAAGUUUAAACUGGUGUUAGACUCUACUGCCGUGUGAAGUUUAAACUGGUGUUAGACUCUACUGCCGUGUGAAGUUUAAACUGGUGUUAGACUCUACUGCCGUGUGAAGUUUAGACUGGUGUUAGACUCUACUGCCGUGUGAAGUUUAGACUGGUGUUAGACUACUGCCGUGUGACGUUUCUUUAAACCACCAAUAGAGAAUGAAAAGUUUGGCUUGUUUAUUAUUCUGUCAUAUGUGAUGCUAACCAAUCACAUCACAGUGAGGAGGGGAGGGAGUCUAUAUGACUGCAUCACAGUGAGGAGGGGUAGUAGUCUAUAUGACUGCAUCACAGUGAGGAGGGGUAGUAGUCUAUAUGACUGCAUCACAGUGAGGAGGGGUAGUAGUCUAUAUGACUGCAUCACAGUGAGGAGGGGUAGUAGUCUAUAUGACUGCAUCACAGUGAGGAGGGGUAGUAGUCUAUAUGACUGCAUCACAGUGAGGAGGGGUAGUAGUCUAUAUGACUGCAUCACAGUGAGGAGGGGUAGUAGUCUAUAUGACUGCAUCACAGUGAGGAGGGGUAGUAGUCUAUAUGACUGCAUCACAGUGAGGAGGGGUAGUAGUCUAUAUGACUGCAUCACAGUGAGGAGGGGUAGUAGUCUAUAUGACUGCAUCACAGUGAGGAGGGGUAGUAGUCUAUAUGACUGCAUCACAGUGAGGAGGGGUAGUAGUCUAUAUGACUGCAUCACAGUGAGGAGGGGUAGUAGUCUAUAUGACUGCAUCACAGUGAGGAGGGGUAGUAGUCUAUAUGACUGCAUCACAGUGAGGAGGGGUAGUAGUCUAUAUGAUAUAUAUAUAUGAUAUAUCCAUUUUGUUUCCUCUGUUUCAACACGUAUGAAAAUGAAAUUAAAUGUUUUAUUGCUCUUGUUAUAAAAAUAUAUUUUAUGUAUUUUUUAUUUAUUUGGAUAGUUUAAUUGUUGUAAAUUGUUGUAAAGGCCUUAAGAGUAAAAAAAAAAAAAUAGAGCAAGGUUUGUUCAUUAAUCUCACAGAAUCAAAACUAGUCUUAUGUCCUCCCGUCUUUUCUAAUGUAACGAGAGUUGUGAGUAGUAUAAGCGGGGAAAACUGUGGACUGCUUGCCUUUUACACAAGUCUGUUUGUGACACUAGGUGGCAGUGUUACCCAGGAAAUUCAACGUUGGGUAAUUUUACCCAGAGAGCCAAUUGAUUCCUCACUGGAGAAUAAAGUGUCAACUUCA